GCUGCUACGAACCCGCCAAGCAUGACGACCAUCUUUGAUGCGUUGCAUCAGAACUUCAACUACAGUCAACUUUGACAACCUCGUUUUGGCGGUGAGUGAUACUUCUGCAACAGUCACGAGUAUAUGAGACUUCUGCACCGUCGAUCUCUUCUGAAUCUUCUCUGUACAAUUGUCGUUGUGAUCAUUGCUUUCAUCCUGGCACCUCGCCGCCCCUCAUCGUCGACACUGUCCCGCCUGAGUACGCUCGUUUCUCAACUCCACUCCCCCACCAAAAGCUCUGUACCUGCAGGCCUUGGCAUCAAACCUCUCAAUAGCACGUCUUCUUUCUCGAGCAACGCCUUGAAAGGCUCAAAUCACAGCAUGGCAUACGAGAAGGAGCUCAAGGUCGCCCAAUUGGCAGUGGCACGUGCCGCCAUACUUACCAAAUCUGUUUUCCACGAAAAGGCUAAAGGCACAGUGUCCAAGGACGACAAGUCACCGGUGACGAUAGGUGACUUUGGAGCCCAAGCCCUGAUCAUCGCCGCUAUCAAACACAAUUUUCCCUCUGACGAAGUUGUCGGCGAGGAAGAAGCCUCAUCGCUCCGCGAGCAGAAAGACCUCUCCUCCAAAAUCUGGAACCUCGUCAAGGAUGUCAAACUCGACGACUCUGAAAGCGACGCUCUGUUAGGUGGACCAAUCAAGUCAGAAAAUGAGAUGCUCGAUGCCAUCGACCUGGGGAACAGCGCUGGCGGGAACAAAGGCCGCAUCUGGGCUCUAGACCCCAUUGAUGGGACGAAAGGUUUCCUCCGCGGCGGACAAUACGCCGUUUGUCUCGCGCUCAUGGUCGACGGUGACGUGAAGGUCGGUGUGCUGGGCUGCCCUAACCUCCCUGUCGACGAUAGCGCCCCGUUGGCCGAGGAUAUCGGCACGGCGGCUAGCGACGCCGAGGGCAAGGGCGUGCUUUUCUCAGCUGUGCAAGGCGAAGGCGCCACUUCCCAACAACUCACCCGUGGCGCUGUCACCAAAGGCCAGUCCAUCCACGUCAGCAAGAUCACCAAAGUCAGCGAGGCUGUCAUGUGCGAGAGCGUCGAGGCCGGGCACAGCUCCAAGGGCGACAAUGCCCUGAUCGCGGAGAAAUUGGGUAUCACUGGCAAACCGGUGCAGAUGGACAGUCAGGCCAAGUAUGGCUCUGUUGCUCGUGGUGCAGGAGACCUGUAUCUACGUCUACCCGUGCGAAAAGACUACAUUGAGAAGAUCUGGGAUCACGCCGCUGGAGACCUCAUCGUGCGUGAAGCUGGUGGUCGGGUCACAGAUAUCAAGGGCAACCGGCUGAAUUUUAGUCUCGGCAGGACGCUCACUGAGAAUAAGGGAGUUAUUGCUUCGCCGGCGAAUGUGCACGCCGAAGUGCUUAAGGCUGUGCAGGAGGUUCUAGCCACCAAAUCAUAAAAUGGUAUAGAGAUACAGCAUUGAUACAUACAGCCGAAACAGAACGAUAUGAUAGC
This is a messenger RNA of Exophiala viscosa, 1481 nucleotides long. RefSeq names its product 3',5'-bisphosphate nucleotidase. The transcript has a single exon. Lineage: Eukaryota; Fungi; Ascomycota; Eurotiomycetes; Chaetothyriales; Herpotrichiellaceae. Gene Ontology annotation, biological process: sulfate assimilation; phosphatidylinositol phosphate biosynthetic process. Gene Ontology annotation, molecular function: 3'(2'),5'-bisphosphate nucleotidase activity. The record is from RefSeq and is a predicted model, not a curated record. The coding region runs from base 124 to 1425 and encodes 433 amino acids.